This is a messenger RNA of Aspergillus melleus, 2235 nucleotides long. RefSeq names its product transcription factor domain-containing protein. The transcript has 6 exons. Gene Ontology annotation, cellular component: nucleus. Lineage: Eukaryota; Fungi; Ascomycota; Eurotiomycetes; Eurotiales; Aspergillaceae. Bases 1 to 2235 code for a protein of 744 amino acids. Gene Ontology annotation, molecular function: DNA-binding transcription factor activity, RNA polymerase II-specific; RNA polymerase II cis-regulatory region sequence-specific DNA binding; zinc ion binding. Gene Ontology annotation, biological process: positive regulation of transcription from RNA polymerase II promoter by galactose; DNA-templated transcription. The record is from RefSeq and is a predicted model, not a curated record.
AUGUCUUCAGAGUCCCCUCAGGUGGACGUGACGCCGUCCCGGCCGCUAUCAGGCGAGCCAAAUCCCGCCGAGGCUGGUGACAGUGCCAAAAGGAAAGCGGAACAGGCCAACGGAACCCACACGCGCUCCAAGCGGAAUCGCUACAUCUCCAUCGCCUGUAAUGAAUGCAAGCGUCGCAAAAUCAAGUGUAAUGGUCAAGUGCCGUGCCAGCGCUGUGGGCAUCUCAAUCUUGAAUGCCGAUAUGCGCCGAAUUGUUGCAACAACAAUUUCAAGGACUCCGAGGAAUUCCGGUCGAUGAAAGAUCAAAUCACCGCUCUCCAAGACCAGGUCAACAGCCUUUUUACUAGUCUCAACGAUCUCCGAUCCCAACGAUCUUCUCUCGGCUCCCCAGGACUCGAGAACUUUUCCCGAGAUGGCUCGCAAUCGGUCUUCACCCCGAUGCAAGUUGGCCUGCCUAAACCACGCAUAAGACACCCCCGGUUCCAAGGGCCCACGAGCUCUGCCUUCAACUUUGACGUGGCAAGAUCUAGUCUGCAGAACAUGGGCAUCGCCCCUGCAGAAGAGGUCAUCACGGAUGACCUUACCACCGCGCAUGCUACGCCCGCCGGAUCGCCUCCUCGUGUGGCUCCAUUGGUCCCCUCUAUACAUCCGACCAAGGAUCCCAUAUGGGCCAUCAAUCGAGCGGAUGCUCUGCGUCUCUGUCGGAUCUACGAAGAAGAAAUUGGCAUCAUGUAUCCGCUCGUAGAGAUCGACAAGGUUACCCGUCAGGUUAACCUGCUUUACACAUUCAUGGAGGCCGCAACCCGCACUGGAUUUGCCCAGCGGGGACUUCCUGGAUCGGACGGUCUUCAGGAUGAUAACACAAAUAUCUUGAAGAUGAUCAUUGCGACGACACUAAUUGUCGAGGGCGGCGGGCAGAGCGACCUCGGUCAGCGUCUGUAUCUGAGCGUGAAGCCCGUCAUCGAAGCUAAACUUUGGGAGCCGCUGAACAUCAAGUCAAUCCAGCUUUUAGGGAUGGCGGCAACGUAUCAUUUCCACACCGACGACGAUGCCAUGGCCUACCGCGUCAUCGGCCUUGCAGCGCGCAUGUGUCUCGAGAUGGGCCUACACCGACGAGACGCGCUGGCUAAAUCUUUUCCGGAUGAGGAGCAGUGGCCGGAAAUCGUCCGCAUCUUCUGGGCCAUCUACACCCUGGACAGGCGCUGGAGCUUCGGGACUGGAUUGCCCUUCGUCAUUCAAGACGAGGACAUCGAUCCCAGCCUACCUGAGCCGGAUGCAUCCAUGCCCUACUUAAGGUGUAUGGUUUCGUAUAACCGCAUUAGCUCCAAGAUCUGGUACUCCGGGCUAGGCUCGGAGGGGAUGACCGAUGUGCGACGGGACGAGAUUGGUUAUCUGGACUAUCAAAUUCUCCAGUGGUACAAGCAGGUGCCAGACACCCUCAAAUUCUAUCCCGUGGAGUCUCCCAAGCACGAGUCAGCUAGUCGGGGACUUCGACGGUUGCGGGUGCUUGUGUACCUUCGCAUGAACCAGCUUCGCAUCCUCAUCUAUCGUCCGAUCCUUCACUCAGCGGCCAGUAUCGCCGAGGACAAAGGACAUGCCCAAACGGUGGUCGACGUCGCCAAGGACACUGUCCGCGUACUGACGCGGCUGAACCAGACUUCUGACAUCUACCGCACCCAACAGAUCACCUUCAACUACUUCCUUGUCGCUGCGCUAGCUGUUCUCUUCCUGGCCGUGUGCCAUGCACCGAAUGAAUUCAACCGGCAAGUGCGAGAUGAGUUCUACAUGGCGCUUGAUCUGGUCAAUGGCUUCAGUACAAAAUCGUACGUGUCGAAACGAUUGUGGAAGACCAUCAAAGGGCUCCGCAAAAUCGGCGAGCGACUCGGCAUGCUGGUGCGUCCAUUCGGGUCUGACUCGAACGAUCCGCAUUCGACGGCAGCGGUCGCUAUGGCUGGCUUAGCCGGUCACCCAAUCGAGGACAUCUCGAUGUACGGGCCCGUGAAUGCGAUGGAAUUGGGGAACAGUCCGUUGAACGGACUGCAAAUGAGCCAGGAGCUCACCAAUCUAUUCGAGGCCGUUGGGGGAUUCGGCAAUUUCAUUGCACCCAACGCGAGCCACGACGGUAUGCACAAUUUUGUUGGUCACGACGGAGAGAUUCAAAACACGGGCGAAGGAUUGUCUGGCGUUUUGGGGGAUGAAGGGGAGUUCGCUCGCGUCAUCCGAGAUCUAUUUUGA